AUGGAAAAUCCAGUCAAGGAAAAUGUGCCUUCGCGGACUGACCUCCCGCCCGCAACCCAGAAACGAUUUAAUAAUGUAAAGCUAUUUCUCGCAGCUUUGUCCUGCUUGUACUUUGCGAAAGCAUUAUCUGGGAGCUAUAUGAAGAGUGCAAUCACACAGAUAGAGAGACGCUUUGAUAUACCAAGUUCACUAAUUGGUGUUGUUGAUGGAAGCUUUGAAAUUGGGAAUUUGUUUGUGAUUGUAUUUGUGAGCUACUUUGGAGCGAAAUUUCAUAGGCCCAGGAUAAUCGCAGCUGGAAGUGUGGUCAUGGCUAUUGGAACUAUUUUAAUAGCUUCACCUCAUUUCUUCAUGGGACGUUAUAACUAUGAAACUGCACUUACAUUUUCAAACAAUUUGACCACAAGUACCUCCCAAUGUUCAAACAUGUCAAACAGUGUGUUAACCCCAGAACCUGGGAAGACCUCUUCAGACAAGUCCCCUUCUGGUUGUGAGAAAGUGGCAGGCUCCUCUACAUGGAUAUAUAUAUUUCUUGGAAAUAUUUUGCGAGGAAUCGGUGAAACGCCAACUGGACCGCUGGGGAUAUCAUACCUUGACGAUUAUGCCAGAGAAGAAAAUACUUCUUUUUAUAUAGGAAUUUUGUAUACAGUGGCCCUCAUAGGCCCAUUGUUUGGAUAUUUACUGGGUUCAUUCUGUGCCAAGAUUUUUGUUGACAUUGGAUUUGUUGACUUGGAGAGAGUCACAAUUACUUCAAAGGAUGCAAGAUGGGUCGGUGCUUGGUGGCUUGGGUUUUUAAUUGCCGGAGCAUUUUCCCUUCUUUUUUCCAUACCAUUCUGGUUCUUUCCAAAGUCUCUAACCAAAGAGACAAGAAAGAAGGAAAUUGGCAAAACAUCUGAAAAGACGGAGUUCAUCAAACUGGAUCAAAGUGAACUUAUAAAAAAUAAUCCGAAACCAAAGACUGCAACACAACUGGCCAAAGGUUUUUUUUCAUCAUUGAAAGUACUGUUUGCAAACAACAUAUACGUCUUGUAUUUGGUGUCAAUGGUCAUACAAAUGAAUUCUCUGAUUGGCAUGUUGACCUUUAAACCCAAGUUCAUUGAGCAGCAGUAUGGACAGUCAGCAUCCAGAUCCAACUUCAUCAUCGGUCUCAUAAAUAUCCCUGCAGUGUGCAUUGGAUUUUUCUUGGGAGGGUUUGUGAUGAAAAAGUUCAAGUUAAGUAUUGUUCAAGCAGCGAAGUUGGCCAUUGGAUGCAGCACCUUGGGCUGGUUAUUAUCACUUUCUUAUUUUGGAAUGGGCUGUGAAAACUCUCGUGUGGCUGGUUUAACUAUCUCCUAUGAGGGCACCUCACAGGUCUCCUAUGAGGGAAGUGCCCUGUACCACAAUUGUAACGCUGGCUGCUUUUGCCCAGGAACAAAGUGGGAGCCUGUUUGUGCUGGAACUGGGGUCACAUAUGUUUCACCCUGUCUCGCUGGUUGUAAAACAUCUACUGGAACAGGAAAAAAUACUGUGUUCCACAACUGUAGCUGCAUUUCUGCCUUUACAGCGGGAAAUUCCUCAGCCCUUCUGGGGCAGUGUCCAAGAACAGGUGAUUGUGGAAAUGUUUUCAUUUACUUCAUGGCGGUCACCGUGUUCGCUUCUUUCAGUUAUUGCUUUGGAGCUGUUCCUGGUUUCAUGAUAUUACUCAGGUGCAAUGAGCCGGAACUGAAAUCACUUGCAAUAGGUAUACACACCUUGUUAGGAAGAACACUUGCUGGAAUUCCCGCUCCUAUUUACUUUGGAGCUUUGAUAGACACAACGUGCCUGAAAUGGGGAACCAACAGAUGUGGGGGGCGAGGGGCCUGCAGGAUUUAUAACUCUGAUACUUUCAGGUAA
This is a messenger RNA of Carcharodon carcharias (great white shark), 1869 nucleotides long. RefSeq names its product solute carrier organic anion transporter family member 1C1-like. Gene Ontology annotation, molecular function: protein binding. Lineage: Eukaryota; Metazoa; Chordata; Chondrichthyes; Lamniformes; Lamnidae. Gene Ontology annotation, cellular component: membrane. The transcript has 14 exons. The coding region runs from base 1 to 1869 and encodes 622 amino acids. The record is from RefSeq and is a predicted model, not a curated record. Gene Ontology annotation, biological process: transmembrane transport; sodium-independent organic anion transport.